This is a messenger RNA of Encephalitozoon romaleae SJ-2008, 1278 nucleotides long. Its product is annotated as AAA ATPase proteasome regulatory subunit YTA6. NCBI's taxonomy places the organism in Eukaryota, Fungi, Microsporidia, Unikaryonidae. Gene Ontology annotation, molecular function: ATP binding; ATP hydrolysis activity. The transcript has a single exon. The record is from RefSeq and is a predicted model, not a curated record. The coding region runs from base 1 to 1278 and encodes 425 amino acids.
AUGGAAAACAGCCUUUAUGAGCUGCAGAAGAUUCUUGAGAAAAGGGGAGUCCCAGGGUUUCCAUCUCUUUUGCCGCACGAACUUAGAGAUUUGGAAACAGCCCACUGCCUAGAGAAGCUAUGUGAAGAGAUGCUUUGCGAGGUUUCCAGAAACAACAAUCUGAUGCCCAUUCUUUCGUUUAUAACUGGGCUUCCUGUUGAGGUCGACAUAGAAGAGAUUGAGCGGCUUCUGGCUGGGAAGAAACCGGUAAAAGGCGAUUUCUUCAAGAUUGGCCAUUGCCCGCGCUCCUUGCCUUUGGAAAAGGAUGAAUACCCGGGGUUUGUAACUGGAGGUGGGAACAAGAUUAUUAAGAAAGAUCAAAAAGACAAGAAUGAGGUAGAUGGGGAAUGUAACGUAGAGAGCUAUAUAGUGGAUAGAAUCAGAAAUGAAAUUCUAGAAAAGACCGUGGAUGUCAAGUGGGAUGACAUAAUUGGGCUGAAGGAUGUCAAGAAAGCCAUUAACGAGAUUGUUCUUUGGCCUAUGCUGAGACCAGACCUGUUCACAGGACUUCGGGGGCCUCCAAAAGGACUCCUUCUGUUUGGGCCUCCUGGAACAGGGAAGACCAUGAUAGGCAAAUGUAUUGCAAGUCAAUGCAAGGCAACUUUUUUCUCUAUAAGUGCAUCGUCACUAACAUCAAAAUGGGUUGGAGAGGGGGAGAAGAUGGUUAGAGCGUUGUUUUACUUGGCAAGAUCGAUGCAGCCAUCGGUUGUGUUUAUUGAUGAAAUUGACUCACUUCUUUCUCAGAGAAGCGACAAUGAGAAUGAGGGAAGCAGAAGGAUCAAGACAGAGUUCCUGGUUCAAUUUGACGGAGCAGGGACAUCUGAUGGGGACAGAAUACUGGUAAUUGGCGCAACAAACAGACCCCAUGAGAUCGAUGAGGCUGCAAGACGCAGGCUGGUAAAGAGGAUUUAUGUUCCUUUGCCCGAGAAUCUAGGCAGAAGGCAAAUGGUAGAGCACUUGAUAAAGGAGUAUAGAAAUACCCUUGAACAUGCAGACCUGAAUGAGGUGGCCAAGAUGACUGAAGGAUACUCCGGAUCAGAUAUCUUUAAUUUAUGCAGGGAGGCUUCAUUGGAGCCAUUAAGAGAAAUUGAUGACAUCGAGGACUUCAAAAGUGAAGAUACAAGGCCAAUCUCUCUUGAAGAUUUCAGGAAGGCUACAAGGCAGAUAAAAAAGAGCGUUUCCGAAAGGGAUCUCGAGAUCUAUUCCGAUUGGAACACCAAGUUUGGAUCUGUCUCAUAG